Danio aesculapii is the source of this 2321-nucleotide messenger RNA. Its product is annotated as platelet glycoprotein Ib alpha chain. Lineage: Eukaryota; Metazoa; Chordata; Actinopteri; Cypriniformes; Danionidae. The transcript is spliced from 3 exons. The coding region runs from base 24 to 2186 and encodes 720 amino acids. The record is from RefSeq and is a predicted model, not a curated record. Gene Ontology annotation, molecular function: protein binding.
UCCGGUGUUGUGUUUUCUCCAUCAUGUUCCUCCUGCUGCUCCUCGGUCUGCGGUUGUGUUUGGUCUGGACGGACGACUGUCAGACGGACAGGAAUCAGGACCAUCGUGUGCGUGUGAGCUGUGUGAACCAAAGACUGACGGCUCCUCCAGACGCCAUCAGCUCCAAUACACAGGUUCUAGUUUUGUCUGGAAACCUCUUCAGCUCUCUGUCCUGGGCCGCAUAUUCAGUGUUCACGGAUCUGCAUGAGCUGGACCUGAGCCACAACCACAUCACCGCCCUGGAGCCACCAGGUCCAGUGCUGGAGAAGCUGAGCAUUCUGCGUUUGUCUGGAAACAGGUUAACUGGUUUGGGGGGACUGGUUUUCCGCUGCGCCCCCAGUCUGAUGGAGAUCUACCUGGACAGAAACCAGAUUCGUUCCCUUCAUGACGCCACCUUCAGUGAACUGCCACAUCUAGAGGUCAUUAAUCUAUCCCAUAAUAAGCUUCCAGCCCUGCCACCUCGGCUCCUACAGCGAGUCUCUUCCAGCGCCUUGAAGACAUUUGAUCUGGAGAAUAACAGUGUCUCGCUCAUGCCCGAUGGAUUCUUCUUGUCCAAACCCGAGUUACCUUAUGUUUACCUGUCGUUUAAUCCCUGGCUCUGCAGCUGUGCGGUUGGUUACCUCCAUGCCUACCUAAAUGACCAGGAGCACAAUGUCUAUAAACACGACGGGCCCAACGACAUCAUUCCAGCCGCCGAAUCAGUGGUGUGUUCUGGACCUUUUCACCUGCUCAAUCAGCCCAUUAUGGAGCUGGAGGAAAAUGACUUCUGCCCACCAGAUCCAGCACCUCCAUCCUAUUUUCCUGGGGACGUUGAAGUUGAUCAAUCUUUUAUUCUUUCUUCAGUUACAGACAAACCGCUAUCAGACCCUCAGAUGUCAAAUACUCCUCACGAUGCCACUACAAUCUCCCUCCCACUUGCUUCCACCAAUUCCUGGAUGCCUACUGGAAAAUCUUGGGUCACUCAAUCCUGGACCCAAAUAUGGUUUGAAUUCUGGACAUUGUCUGAGUACAACAUCUCAAUUCCAAAGCCAAUUCCUGUCAGUUCUCCAAAACCAGAUAUUCCUACUAGAGGCACCACUGAAUCACUAGCCAGAACAAAACAACCUGAAACUAGCAUGCUCCCAACAACUGCUGGAUCUCAAAAUCUUCACCCUGUCCUGACCACUAGCAGACCUUUGGUGAUUCAGACCACUUAUCCACCAUCUAGGCCCACCACUGGCCAAUCCCGACCCAAACCACACACUACUGUUGGCCAAUCCCAAGUCAAUCCACACACCACUGUUGGCCAAUAUCGACCCAAUCCACGCACCACUAUUGGCCCUUCCCGACCCAAUCUGCACACCACUAUUGGCCAAUCCAGUCCCAGUCCGCACACCACUAUUGGCCAAUCCACACCAAAUCCACACACUACCAUUGGCCAAUCCAGUCCCAAUCCACACACUUUCAAAACUGAAUAUAUUCCUGAUCCACCAACAGGUCCCUACUGGGCAGACGCUUUUAAUGAAGGCAGCAGGACUCUCCCAUGGUGCUUGUGGUUGUUUGUUGGCUUUGUCUUAUUGUGCGUUUUGUCGGCGCUAGUGUCCUGUUUCCUAUUCGUUUGGCUCCUCAGAAACUACCUGAUUGUCUACCGACGGCUUAAGAGUCAGUCCUGGAGGCGGUCGGACUGUGGGGUGACUCUACGGGGGUACAGACGCACUGAAAACACACCAUUGAGGGAGACUGACAGAGUGAGCUUUUUAGCUCUAGAACAGAUCAAAGAUGUUCAAGCUGUUUACCGGAGCGUUCUCUUCAUCGAUGAACCUCAGCGAAUGACUGCAGACGUAGAUGCUUCCAAGAUACAGCUGGUGUCUGUUGCAGACGGAGCGAGUGAUCAGGAGGAAGCAGCGAGGAUGAGUGGGCAAGUGUUCAGGAAGACGCUGUACAGAGUGAUUAGCCGUGAACAGGAAGCAGGCGCGUGGAUGGAGGAACACUGUGAGCACACUAGUGAGGGAACAUCUACACACUACAGUCUAAUCCUAAGGGAGGACACAGGGAGACGUCCACUGAUGCAGUGGCUCAUUGGGCAGUGGGAGCUGGAGAGAGGGGGCGUGGCCUAUGAGAGGUCAAGCACUCUGAUUGGCCAGCCCACAACUGCCACUCUAGAGUGAACCGGGGUGAAGUCCCUUUAAGGCAAGUCAUUUCACUCGGCGACCAUCUUUGAAGCACAUCUCGUCAGCAUGCUUGGCUAUUUGUUUGAAUGGAGAAACAUCAGAUUCUUCAAAACUCCUUGCCAAGCUUACAAU